UUACAGUUUACAGGCCAAUGUCUGUGUAAAUCAGGCUACCGUGGAAGGCACUGCGAUGAAUGUGAGGAAAAUUACUUUGGCAAUCCACAAACACAUUGUAUUUCAUGUAAGUGUAACCAGGAAGGAACACUCAACUCAUGUGACAAAGCCACUGGAGCCUGCAGCUGCCAUGCUGGCAUCACAGGGAGGUUCUGUGACCAGUGUGGUCGAGGCUUCAAGCAAGAAUUCCCCACAUGCCCUCGCUGUCAUCUUUGUUUUGAUCAGUGGGAUCAUGAAAUCACUGCCCUUUCUCAAGCUGUUCAAGGGUUAAUGAAAUUUGUUGCAAAUCUGGAAGAUGAGAAACAGACAAUGCCCAGCUGUGAUACACACUUUAAAAGCUUUGAAGUGAUGAUUUCUGAAAUAGGAAGAAUUUUAAAAAGUCCUGUUCUUUCACUGAAAAUGUUCUUAAACAUCAAGGAUUUCUAUGAUUACAUUCGGCAAAAAGUCACUCAAGUGGACCUGUAUCACAGUGUAAUGAAUCAAUUUCCUGACCUCAUUGGGAACAUAGAAGAUAUUUGGAAAGAAACUGACCAGCUAUAUGCAGUUCUGCAACAGAAAAUGCAUCUAUAUCACAGUUUUAAUUAUUUGAAUCUCAAAGAGUCUUUCACCAAUAUCAGAAAGUAUUACCAAACAUCAUCAUCUGCUGAAGAGAAAAUCAGUGAAAUAACUGCUUUGAUUAGGGACUCCAGAAACACCAGAGAUAAAGUACUUGCUAUGUUAGAUGAUCAGGCCUCAAAAAAGAUUUACAUGUUGGAACAACUCAACAUGAUCAAGACUCCAGAUAUCCAUAAAUUUAAUGAAAAGAUUUGUGGACUACCAGGAAACCUGCCAUGUGUUAUAGCAGAUUGCGGGGGAGCUUUAUGUCGAGAUAGUUAUGGAAACAGGCAGUGUGGUGGGCCAUCCUGUAGUGGAGCUCUUCCUCUCUCUACAAGUGCAGUCAAGAAAGCUGUGGAAACAGACAUGCUGUUAAAAAAAUUGGCUAGCUGGCUACAAGAACCUGAGAAGCAGAUUGGAAGCAUCAGAAAAAUAGCAGAAGACACCAAGUUGGAAAGCUCACAGUUAAAUGGGAAACUAGAGAAUGCUAAGAAUCACAUUGAAAUGGACAGAGAGAUCACAAAGGAAUUCAUCAGGAAAGUGAAAGACUUUUUGUUAGAUGAGAGUGCAUCUCCGGAAGACAUAGAAAAGGUUGCAAAUUAUGUUUUACACAUAAACCUCCCAAGGACUGCACAGCAGCUAGCAAAUACACUUGAGAAAAUUAGAAACCUCAUCACACACUGUGAGGACUAUGAAAUAAAUCUGGACAAACUAAAUAAACAAGUGGAGGAAGCUCAGACGCUCUUGGUGGAAGCUAAACAAGCAGAGGAAGCAGCUAAAGCUCUUCCUCCUUCUGAUGAAAUGCUAAAUAACUUGAAAAAGGCUAAAAACACUCAACAGCAAACUAAAGACACAGUCAGCAGGUUGAACGGAGACCUACAGGGAAUCGGAAUAAAAAUCUCCCAGGCUGAGAAUCAAGUAAACAACGGAAAUGAUGAACUGGAAGACUUGUCAGAAAAGGUGUCUCAGUUGGACAAUGAAAUUGCCACAUUACAGGCAAAUAUGGUGACUAACAAGAACCAAGCAGCAGAGGCCAAAGCAGAUGCAGAAAGGGCACAGGAAACAGCUCUGGACUCUGAUAAAGAAUUUGCCAACCUUAAAAGAAAAUAUACCAUUCUGCAAGAAAAGCUAAAAGGGAAGGGGCUUCCAAAGGAAACUUUAGGGAAAGUGAAGCAGCUGAAAGAAGCAGCAGAGAAACUAGCUGAAGAGACUGAAGAAAAAAUUAAAAGAAUAACAGAUUUGGAAAAGAAGCUCCAAGAUCUGAAUCAAUCUAGACAAGAUAAGGCUGAUCAACUAAAGCAACUAGAGGAUCAAGUAACAGCCAUUAAAAACGAAAUAAUGGAGCAAGAAAACAAAUAUGCUACAUGCAAAAGUUAGGACCUGAUAAAGUAUCAUGUCUUAAAUGCUGCUGGAAAUUUGUUGAUGCCUCAGUUUGUCUUUACCAUUUCUGAUCUUUUCAGCAUCAUAUGACUAUAUUCUUUCUGUGUGGUGCUUUAUAGAGAGAAACUAAUUUUCUGUUGAUUAUUAGUCCAAUUUAAUGUACACAAUGAUAGUUAAUGAACUUUCAGUAAAAUACUUGAUGAAGUAAGCAGGGUAUGGUUUUCAUGCUGGCUCAAAGCAAUGAGCCAUCCUGCUUCUCUUGCUGUAACAGGAACCACCAAAAAAAAGCUCAGCCAGUAACAGGCUCAGCAAAUCUACGUGAUCCUCAAGGACCAG
Gavialis gangeticus (Gharial) is the source of this 2349-nucleotide messenger RNA. Its product is annotated as laminin subunit beta-4-like. Gene Ontology annotation, cellular component: laminin trimer. The record is from RefSeq and is a predicted model, not a curated record. Gene Ontology annotation, biological process: substrate adhesion-dependent cell spreading; basement membrane assembly; cell migration. NCBI's taxonomy places the organism in Eukaryota, Metazoa, Chordata, Crocodylia, Gavialidae. The annotation marks the transcript as partial. The transcript has 11 exons.